UAGAACCUGGACAAUAACUAAAAUGCAUCAAUGACCCGGCCCCACUGACUUGCACAAGCAAUUUACGUCUUGACACGACCCGAGAGAGUCCCAAGUGCUCUUCGGGGCCGCAGGCCCCACUAUAACAUCAUGGAGGGGCGCAGGGACCUCAUACAGUUCGCGCUGGGGUGCGCAACGCUUCCAGCGUCUUUGGCGAGCCUUGGGUACCGGUUGUGGAGGCAGCAGGAGUCCGUGUCUACAGCGUUGCAACGUCUUGGGUGGAGCAGUAUUGAACGCAGGCGCGGCCCGGUCAUUUGGUUCCAUGUCCAAGAAGGAGAAGUUACCGCGGCUCUUGCGGUCGUGUAUCGCUGCAUCCAGGAGUACAAUGAGAAGGUCACGCUGUUGCUGACAACUCCUUGCACGCAAGUAUACCGGCAACUGUGCGACGCGCUUCCUCAGCGGGUUGUUGUGCAGCUGGUGCCGCUGCCCAAUCCCAUCACCAUUUCCUCCUUCCUGCGAAAAUGGCAGCCGCAAGUCGGGGUUUUCAUGGAGACGCCGUUCCACAAGGAGCUGGUGGUGCUGGCGAAGCGGGCGGGCGUGACGCUUGCGCUGCUAAACGCGCACAUGCCCGGUGACCAGGUGCUGGCGGUACACGUGGGCCUGGGCAGCAGGCAGGCGCUGCGGCAGGCGCUGCGCUCGUACAGCCUCAUUGUGCCGCGCUCAGACGUGGAUGUGGGCCGCUUCCGCAUCUUCGGAGCCACCCUAGGGCAGAUGCCGGGCUGGUCGUCGGACCUGCAGCAGGCGGCGGAGCUGGGCGGCUGCGUAUCGGCGGUGAUGAGUCCCCGCUGGAGGCUCAGCCGGGCGCUGCACAAGCGCCUUGCGAAGCGGCAGGUGUGGGCCGCGACCAGCACGCUGCCGGCAGAGGACGUGGCGGUGUCGCGCGUGCAUGCCGCGCUGCGGUCCCGGCACCGUGGCCUGCUGACCAUCGUUGCUCCCGGGGAGAACAGCAACAAUGGCGGCAGCAGCGGCUCUGGCGGCGGCGCGGCGGUGCAGCGGUCACACGCGAGCACAGCGGCACGACGCAUCGCGGCCGAGAAGCGGCUGCACGUGGAGCUGCUGAGUGCGGUGGCCGCAAACCCGGACCGCCUUACGCCGGACGUGGACGUGCUGGUGCUGGACGACCCGGAGGCGCUGGCGGCACUGCUGUCGCUGUGCGAGGUGGCGUUGGUUGGCGGCUCCCUCGUGCCCUCCGUCGACGGCGCCACCGGGCCUGCAGCUGCCACCGUCGCGGUGGCCGGCUGCGCGGUGCUGAUGGGCCCCUACGGCGGCGCGCAGCUGGCGCUGGCGUCGGAGCUGAACCACGCAGCCAUGGUGGCGUCGGAGGAGGCGGCGGCGGCCGUGGCAUGCACCGGUGCCGCGGCGGCGCGCGGCGCGGCAGCUGGCAGCAUGGACACACCGCGUGAGGGCGCGGGCACGCAUGGGGCUGCUGGUGGAGCGGGCGGUGGCCCGGAGCAGGGGACGCCUGUGCAGGGCGGCUGGGGCGCCAUGAUUGCGGAGGCGCAGCGGCCGGGUGCAUCCUUGAGGCCCAUGACCGCGCCGCCCACGAUUCCGGAGACCUUCAACCUGCGCCCCGCCACGCCCGGUUCUCUGUCGUCCGUCGACCCCACCUACGGCGCCAUGUACUACAGCGGUACGCCGUACGGUAGCAGCGGCGGCGCGCGGCCUGGCACCAGCGGCAGUGGCGCGCCCGGCACCGCUGGCGCCUCGGAGCGGCUUGUGCUGUGGCAGGAGACCAGCGCUCGUAGCGUGGGGUCCAUGGGCUCGGGCAGCUACGGUUACCACCACGGCGCCAGCGGCGGCGGCGCCGCCACGCCGUCGGGCAGUGUCGGCGGCACGCCGGCGCUUGCCGGCAGCGGUGGCAGCCGGACCCGGGGGAGCCGCACACGCAGCCGCACGGUGGACAGGUUCCGCUGGUCGACAGCCGCGGCGCAGAACAGCGGGUUUGGCUACUCGUGGGACAGCGAGGAGGAGGCAGAAGAGGAUGAGGAGGAGGGGGGCCCGCGUGAUGAGGAUCGCCUUCCAUCUUCAGACUCUCAAACGGCUUUGGAUGCCAAGCCCUCUGCCGGAGAUCCGCCCGCGCACAUGUCAGCGCCGGGCAGCCCCGACGAGAACCGCAUGGCAGACCAGGGCGCAGGGGCCCUCAACGGCUCCGCCGCCCCCGGUGGGCGCCCCAGCAGCACCGCCGUCGCUUCUUCCGGCAGAUUCCCGGCCCCCGCCACCACCACUACCUCCCGGUUCCUUCCCCACGACGACGGCUGUCGCGCCGGCGCGGCGUCGGCCUGCGGCGUCUCGGCCGCCGUCAGCCCCGCGCGCUCAACCGACCUGCUGGUUGUGCCGGCCAUUACGUCUCCGUCACAGGUGUCACAGGCGUCGCUGGCGCGCGUGGCGGCCGCGGUCUACGCAAACACUACCUCGUCCUGGUCUCGCGCCUCCAGUGAGCACGCCUUCGAUGCCGAGGAGCACGCCGCCGCCAUACCUGCUUGCAGUAGCGGCGCUGCUGCUGUGCUCGGUUCCGGCGCCGCGGCGGAUAACGCCGCGCAGUCGGAGUGCAGCGACGAUGAGUUUGUUGAUGCCGAGUCUGAUGACCUGGAGGCGGUUCAGCGGCCCACGCAGCAAGAGCCUGAGGACGAGGCCGAGCAGGAGUCCGAGCAGAACCCCCAGCAGAAGCCGGAGGAGGAGCCUGAGCAGGAGGCUGAGCAGGAGGCUGAGCAGGAGGCUGAGCAUGAGGCCAAGCAGGAGCCGGAGCAGGAGGCGGAGCCUGAUAUGGCCGUGAUGCCUCUUGCAGGGCUAAGCCCGAUGGGGAGAGUGCAGCCUGUGGUAGCUUCAGUGCAGUGCCCUGCAGCCUCUGAGGAGGCAAGGGACGAGGGGCAAGAAGUUGCACCAGGGGUGGCGCGGGCCGCUGCACAUCAGCAGCCCGAGGUGCAGCAGGAGCAAGAGGCAGGCGAGGAGCAGCAGCAGCCGGAGGAGGGGAAGCAGCCGGAGGAGGACCGGCACCAGCGCGAACAAGAGCACCAGCAGGACAAGGCGGAGGAGCUAGAGCCCAACGAGGCUGCUGAGCGGCAGCAGGCAGCAGCGCCUCCUGCCGCCGCAGAGGUUUCUGCAGCCGCCUCCGCCAAGGCAGCGUCGCCCGCUGCCCGUCUCGCCACCAGGGCCAAGCGGCGGUUGAAUGCAUGUGGAGGCCGCAGCCCGGGGCGCGCACCUGCUGCUACUGCCACUACUCCUGCCCUCCAGACGGACACUCUGGACGCCGACGACGAGAGCUCGCCGCCCUCGACCGCAACGUCGGAGGCCGCCACUGUGGCGGGUGCUGCUGCCGGCGCUCUGACGGCUGCAGACGCCGCCGUGCCGUCUGCGGCGAGCGUGGUCAUCAGCCUUGCGGCCGCGCCGUUCAUUGCGUCGGCGAUCGUCGCUCUGCCGUCGGCCGCAGCCACAGUGCCCGUAGCCUCUCCUUUCAGCGCUGGUCUGGAUUCGCUGCCGGAGCAGGUCGCAGCCGUGUUCACCCAGCCGCCGCCUCAGCCGCCGCGCGCAGCCAGCGCGGUCGUGACGCGGACGGUGCUGGACACCCGCCGCCGAUCCCUGGGCAGCAGCGAGUACAGCGCCAACAGCGCGCGUUCCGGCUCCGGCGGCGUGCGGCUGCACCAGCUCUACCACCUCCCCGCUGCCGGCGCCGUGCCACACAGCGGCGCGCACAGCCUGCCCAUGCUGAACGCGGCGGUGCGGGGCGCGCAGAGCGCCAAUGGCGGCGUGCAGAACGUGCCUUCGGAGGACACUGCCGGCGAGGAGCCGUGGGCGAGUGACAUGUCGCUGGCGGCGAUGCUGCGCGGCGACAGCUCAACGUCGGCGGAGGUGACGGUGGCGGUGCCGUCGCUGCCCAGCAGCGCCACCGCCGUGUCGCGCGAGCCGUCGUGCAACUGGGGCGCCCCGGCGCUGCUAUCAGAGAGCCCGCCUCUCAGCCGCGCCUCGUUCGAGCACUACCUCCGCACCAUGCAGCAGCAGCAGCAGCAGUCCUUGGGCAGCCCGUCGCCGCAGCCGCAGCCCGGCAGCCGCUUCAGCCAGCGGGUCGCGCGGUCCGCCUCCGGCGCGGGAGCGCUCGGAAGCUCCAGUGCCAGCUGCCUAGACAUUGGCUGCGCACCUGCGGCGGCCGCCGCGCCGGCGCAGUCUAUGGUGGCUGAGACGCAGCCUGCGGCCGCGCCUGCAGCCGGCGCCACGGUGCCCAGCGCAGCAGCUCAGGCGGAGGCCGCGGGCUCUGCCAGCGCCGUUGCGGCGGCGUCCCCUGCUGCGCCAAGCACCUCUGCGCCCACCAUCGCCACUGAGCCCGCCCCAGCGCCCGCCCCUGAGGCGGCGGAUGAGGCCGUUGAGCAGUCGGGCUCGGACGGCGAGCGCCGUCGCCACAGCACCGACGACAUGUUGAUGGAGUCGGCCGAGCUGCCGCCUCUGCCCAGCAUCGGCAGCAGGCAGUGGCGGCAGCGUGAUCUGGGUGAACGACCGCUGACCAUAUUCCGUUUCUCCAGCUCUGGUCGCACGACCACGAUGGUGGGGUCGGCUUCGGCCGCCGCCGCUGCGGCCGAGGCCGCCGCGUCAGCCGCGUCAGCCGCCGCCGCCGCCUUCAAUGCGUCGCUGCCGGCUGGCAACCAGGGCAAGGAAGAGCAGGCACGCGCGUCAACAGGCGUGCAGGUUGGCGCCGGCGAGGAGGCGGCAGGUGCCGCCGCCACCACCCUUGCCGCUUCACCCACGGGCGCUGGCGCCGGGGAGGUCACAGCGUCCGUGAUGCUCGAGGAGGCGAGCGCCUCCCCCGUCACCACAGGCACCUCCGCCGCCGACUUCGAGUUCCCGGAGGGUGCCCGCCCUACUGACGAGUCCUCCGCCGGCUCACCCACGCUCAUCACGCCGCCCUCCGGCCUAGGCUCGGCGCGCGGCAGCGUCACCGCUCUGCACGCCCUGGACCCCGGCGCCGUUGUGGCCGCCGCCGCUGCCGCCGCCAAUGCCUCCGGCCUCAGCCUGCCCGGCCUAAGCCUACCCGGGCUGCAGACCGGCUCCCUGGGCCUCGGCACGCCGCUGUCGAUUGCAGCCAUCAACGCUGGUGCCGGCACUGGCGCGGGCCUCGGGGCAGCGGUGAUGGGCCCCACCUCCACCAGCAGCGUCGCCAGCACGGCGUCCAUCGGACUGUCCGCUGGUGCCUUCACCGGCAGCACCACUCGCUGGUCCGGCCACCAGAACGCCUCGAGUGAGUCGGCGGGUCUAGUGGGGCCUGUAGCAGUGGGCGCUGGCGCGCCGCCGGCCUCUUUGGGCAGUUGGCCCAGCCCCGGCGGCUGCACCAGCGGCAGCCGGAGCGGCCGCGUGUCACAGGACAGCGCAGCAUCCUGCUCCUCGGCCGUCGCCCCGUCCUACACCUACGCCGCCGCCGUCGCUGCCGGCGCCACGGCAACAGGCGCUGUCGCCACGGGCAGGAGCGCUGCCGCUCCCACCGCUGAGGGCGCCGGUGAGACCCGCGAUCGUGAGCAGUCUGUGUUCAGCAAGUGGCUCUACGGCGGAGGCCCCGUGCCGCUGCGGCAGCUGGGUGGCGGGCUCGCCGUGAGCACCGAGGAGCUCGGCAGCGGCGAUGCUGGCAGCAGUCUCAUCGCCGGCGGCGCUUGCAGCGGCCUGCUGCCGCCCUCCCCAGCCGGCUCGGCGCCGGCGCCAGCCUGCGAGGGCAGCAUCGCCUCCGGCUCUGGCGGCGCCAGGGGCCGACAGGGCCUGCUCGGUGGUAGCAGCGACGACGACGAGUGGGAGCACCCGGAGAACGACACCGAGAGCCCGGGUGCCGCCUCAUCCGUCGCCGCAGCUGCCACCCUUACUGGCGGCCCCAGCGGCGCCGGCAGCGGCAGCAGCACCGCCACCGCCACGGCCGCCGCUGACACUGCCUUCGGCAGCUACCAACCCGCCGCCUCUGCUGUGGACGCGGUGCAUGCAGCCAUCGCGGCGGCGGCGGCUUCCAACACUCGCGCGCGCGGCUCCGCUGUGCGUCCCGGCUUUCACCAGGUCGCCAGCAUGAGCAGCUGGCUGGACCACAUCGGGCACCUGGUGGCGGCACCGUCACCGGAGCUGCAGCGCACCGCCGCGCAGCACGACCCGCUCGCCUGGUUCCCCCCCGAGCAUGCCGCCCCGGUGGACAGCGCCGGCGGCUCGGACGGCGGCACUGGCAGCGACCGCCCCCGCGCUCGCGCCGCCGGCGGCGUCGGCAGCGGCGGCCGCCGCCGCGGCUCCAUGCUGGAGGGCGUGGCGCCGGGCCUGCGCGCGCCCAUGCAUUCGCCGGAGCGGCCGGACGAGGGCUUGGUGAUGCCGCUCGGGGCUCUGGCAGCAGUGCGCACACAGUUGUUCCCCGCGCCGCCAGCAGGAGCUGGCGAGAACGAUCAGGAGCCCCAAGGCGGCGCCUCGCAGCGCCGUGGCUCGCUCUGCUUUGGCAUGGCCGUGUCCCCGUCGCGACAGGUUGCCUCUGCCUCGGUGCCGUCGGCUUUCACCCCCGGAGGCAGGCCGUUGUUUGCGGCGGGAGGCCAGCCCAAUCUCGGCACCUCGCUGCCGCAGCUGCCGCAGCUGCCGGCGCUCCCUGCGCUGGGCUUUGUUGUGGCGGGCACGUCGGAGCCGGUGGCCGGCGGUCGCCCGAACCACAACUCCCCGCACCGCAUGACGGCCUGGCUGAACUCCGCCGAUCCCGCCUUCGCCGCAGCCCCCGCAUCGCCGCCCUCGCCCCAGCACCUGAGUGGCAGCGGGCGUUCGCUGCCUGGGGCCAGCAGCCCAGUGCCUCCGCCGCCGCGCUGCUCCACGGACGCGCUGACGGCGCUGCUGUCCUCGCCGCGCUCGCCCGUGUCGCCUGUGCGCGUCGCACGCGGCGGUGCACCUGGAGCACAGCCCGACCGCCGCGCGCUGGCCAACGCCGUGCUUCUAGCCCGCGCCGCCGCCGUGCAUGCGGCCUGCGCCUCCCAGGGCAGCGUGCCGGGCUGCCCUGCUGGCGAGGCCGGUGUCGCGGCCCCGGGCUCGCCGGCCGUGGCGUGGCCGCUGCCUGUGCAGCCGCAGCAAAUCAACACGCCGCGCCGGCAACUGCAGCGGAACGUCUCGGCGCCAGUGCAGCGCUCCUUGGGCUCGCCGCCGCUGUCGCCACGCGCGGCUCCCGCACCGCUUGUGCCGCCGAUGUCGCCGCGGCGCGCGGCGCCUGCGGCAGCGGCGUCCGCGUCCGCGUUUUCCUCCGCGGUGGCGGCGGCGCUUGCUGCCGCGAGUGGCACCACAGCUGACGCGGCAGGCGACCAGCGCGCCUCGGCGCCACAGCUAGGCUGGGCUGGCCUACGGCAGGAGCAGCAGCAGCAGCUGCCGCAGCCGCAGCCCCACCAGCUGCGGACGCGGCCGUUGCCGCCGCCGCCCACGGCCUGGCCGUUUACCACGCUGCCGCCUGGCCGUCGCUCCGAGAACGGUCUGGGCUCCAUCCCGGGCUGGGACACGCUGGAGACGCUUGUGUCGCACCCCAUGCAUAACCGCUGCAGCGCCAACGGCAUGCUGGAGACGGCGGCCUUCGUGGGCGGCUUCUUCCCCGCGCCCUCCCCCUCCCGCGCCCCUGCGCCGGCCGCGCCCUCCGCGCUGCCCGUGCCGCCGCUGCGCGCCAUCGCCGCCGCCAUCGCCCCGGUCCCGGCGGCUGUCGCUAUCGCCGCCGACCAGGCCGCUGACGGUGCCAGCAGCAGCGGCUCCUGCCCCGCCAGCCCCACCGCGCGCGCCGACAUUGUCAACGCCGCCUCUUCGCCUUUCCGCAACUCACCCAUGGUGCCCGCGCCGCGCCAGCACCCGCUGUCGCCGGCAGCGGACUUCCGCACGGGCGUGCCGCACACCGGCCCCCGCAGCUUCGAGGAGGCGUUCGACGCUGCGGUGCGUGCCGGGCCAGCGCCAUCGCCGGCACGCCCCACCGCCUCGCGCCCGGCCUCACCGCUGGUGGCGUCCGUGGCCGCGUACUCCGUCGUGGGCGCCGCGAUGCCCUCCGCCGCGGGCAGCGCCGCGAGCGCCUGCAGCGCGGCACCGCCUUUGCGCUACAGCCUGUCCAGCGCGCGUACGCUCUUCCCGGUUGCGGGCGUAGGCGCUGGCGCCGCUCCGGGUCAGCACGGUGCGGCCGCCACGGCCGUGGGCAUGGGGCGCAGCCUGUUUAUGGAGGAGGAAGAGGAGGAGGCGAUGGCGGCGGCUGCGGCUGCGGCGGCAGAGGGCCAGGCGCUGGGUGGUGUCGAGGAGCCGAUGCCCCUGUCUCCGCGCGCCAACAGCAUCAACAUCGUGUUCAGCCCGCAUGUGUCGCCUAUCAGCAAGCCGCCACACGCCGUCUACACCCUCUACGGAGCCGGCGGCGCCGCCGAAGCCUCGCGCCGCUACUCGCCCUCGCACGCGCCGACGACCGCGGCGCUGCCGCUCCCAGUGGCCGUGAUGGGCGCCGCUGGCUACGGCGUUGCCGGCGCCAGCGCCAGUGCUGCCACCGCGUCUGCCUGCGCCGCUCCUGCUGCCGGCUCCCACCACAACCACCGGCUUUCGCACGGCAGCGGCGGCAGCUUCACGUCCAUCAGCACCAGCGCCAGCGCUUUCGCAGCCGUGGCCUUCGCUGACGACUUCGACAAAGAGAACCUGAUCCCCUCCGACUUUCGCCUGCCGGCCGCCGGCGCAGGUGCCGGCGCCGGCACCAGCGCCAGCUCCGCAGGAGGCGCCGCAGACAACGACGGCGAGCCGCCCUCGCCCACCUCGCGUGCCGCCCUCGCCGCCGCAAGCUCCUACUUCGGCGCCGCUAGCCCCGCACGGGCGCCGCCAACUGCCAUGCCAACGAUGCUUCCGAUGGCGCUGCCGCAGCUGCAGCUGCCGCUGGUUCCGCAGCUCAGCUCCGCGCCCACGUUCGGCCCCUCGGUGCCCGCUCUUUUCUCGCCGGGCCGAUCGCCAGGCCGAUCGCCGGGCCGCGGCAGCCUCCGGGACCUGGACCGGGCCGCGGCCGCCGCCUCGCAGCAUGAGGUGUACGUGGACACGGACGGCGAGGAGGACGAGGUGCUGGCCAACCAGCGCAUGCGCUCCGCGCGGCAGAGCGCCGCCAGCGCCAGCGUUGCCCCCAGCCCCGCGCGCAGCGCCGUCUCGGACGCCGGCGGCGCCGCUGGCGCCACCGUGGAUGACACCCUCAGUGCCAGCGACAAUGCCAGUGGCGGCGACGCCGAGAUGACCGACAGCGGCAGCCCCUCACCGCGCCUGGCGUUCCCGGGCUCGGCGCAGGUCGACUCUGAGUCGAGGCUGCCUCGCAUCACGCUGUCGGGCGGCCCCGGUGGACCCGUCAUCACCGCCCGCAGCAACUCGCCCGCGCUUGAUCGGCUGCAGGAGCAGCACAGCGACGGCGCCUCCUGCUCCGCCUCCUCCUCCACGGCCUCGCCCUCGUCGGGCCGCGUCGGGGGCCUGCUGGCGCGGCCGCUGUCGGCGCCGGGGCACUCUGUGGCGCGCGCGCUGGUGCGCAGCCUCACCGCGGCGGCCGCCGCCGGCGGCUUCGGCUCCUUUGGAGCCGGCAGCGACCAUGACGCCGACAGCGCCACCGGCGGCAGCGGCUCUGGCGAGUCGGCCGGCGCGUCGAUCGGCCCCAGCCGCUUCGCGCCCGGCAGCAGCCUGGCCUCCAGCCUAGGCCUGCCGCCCAGCCCUCUGCGCGACGGCAGCGGCUGCUACAACGCCGCCGCCGCCAGUGCCUUUGGCAGCACCCGCAGCGCCCUUAGCGGCCACGGCCACAGUCACGGCCACGGCGGCCAGAAGGCCACCACCUACUCGGGCGCGGAGCCGUCCGCCGCCGACGCCAUGGGCGCCAGCUCGGUGUCCUUCCCCAGCGGCGCCACCAGCUUCGUCGCUGAGAACCGCUUCAGCUCGCCGCCGCGCUCGCCCGCCGACCGCACCACCUGCCCGCGUAGCGCCUGCCCCAGCGCCUCGCCCGUCAAGCCGCCGCUGCACGCCUCCCGCUCCUCGCCCUGCCUGGACUCGCUGGACGACUAUUGCGUAGGCGCAGCAGCUUCUGGAGCAGCUGAGGGCAGCGGCGGCAGUGCCGGCGGGGCGCCGGCCACGGCCGCCUGGCCCGCCGCACGGGCGUCCAUGCCGCAGCUGCCCCUCAUGCCCACGCUGUCACCUCGGCGCAGCCCCCGCGCCGCCUCCUCCUCCUCCUCCCUGGCCGCGGCCUCGCCGCUGCCGCCGGCGCCCCCCUCCCCGCGCUUCGGCGCGGCAGCGUCGCAGCCGCCGUCAUCACCGCGCACGCGCAACAGCAGCGCCACCGGCAUGGGGCCUGCGCCGCGCUCGCCGUCGUCUGCCUACGUGUCCACCUGCGCCGCCGACCCGCGUGCCAGCCCCAUCAAGAUGCCCAUCAUGCUCGAGCGCGGCAGCUUCAUCUCCGGCGGCCUGGGCGCCCUGGGCGCGCUGCCGGCGCCCGCCUCGCCCCGCGUCGGCGCCUACGUGGCCGGUGGCCUGCCUGGCCUGCAGGCGGCGCUGACGGCCGCCGUAGGCCUGGCCGCGACGCAGCCCAACUCGCCCACCCGGGCGGUGGCCAGCCCCGUGCCCUCGCCGCGCCCCGCGGGCGCGCCAGGUAACGUGCCGGCGCGCUCGGCGGCAGCAGCGGUCGCGGACGAUGGCUGCGGCAGCCCCGCCUCCACGGGUUUGGGCUUCUACGGCGUGCCGCUUGUGCGCACGCAGCCCAACACCGCCCACAACACGCCUCAGCGCCGCGCUGUCAACGCCGCCGCGGCGGCAGCCGCCCAGGCGCUGAUGCCGCCGCCCUCGCCCAGAGCCGCCAGCACCCGCGCCAGCGCGCCCCAGCUGGGGCCCACGGCGGCUGCGAUGCUGGCAAUGGCGGAGGCUGGCGCGGCGGGCUAUUCCCGCCACGGCCGCAGCCACACCGGUGGCAGUGAUGACGUGUUCGGACACGCGCUGCCGCCCACGCCGCGCUCAGCGCGGCCCAACGGCGCCGUGUGCCCCUUCAGCGCGGAGGUCCCCGCCGCCCUGCUUCCCAACCUGCCCACCCUGCCGACGCACGACGGCAGCAACGCCGUCACGCACGGGGCUGCCGCCAGGCACGGGGCCGCCGGCGCAGCUGCUAGCAGCGGCCGCGGCAUGAGUGUCGCGGAGGAGAGCGACGCCUUUAUGGCCGUGCUGGAGGAGCACCUGCAUGCUAAGCGUGCUAAGCAGCAGGCCGCCGCCGACCGCGCCCGCGCCGAGGGCCGCAGCGUCGCCGGCAGCGCCGCCGGCACGCCGCGCUCCGCCCGCUCCCUGUUCGCCACCGACGGCAGGAUGGGCGGCGCGGCAGCGGCAGCGGCGGCGAUCGCGGCGGCAGCUGCCAGUGCCGCCGCGAGCCCGUUCGGCUACCAGCUCGACGGCGAUGCGGCUUCCUCCUCGAGGCAGGAGGCUGGCUCCACACCGUCGGGCCGGCAGCACGGCGGCGCGCAGCUGUUUGCGCUGGACGGCGCCGCCUCGGUGGGCGCUGGCGCGGGCGUGGACGGCGCGCACGACGACGAGUCGUGGCAGGUGCAGCAAGCGCGCUACAUGCGCACCGCCGGCAGCGGCCUGUCCACCCCUAACUCCGCACGCGUGCUGUUCCCCGCGGCCGACGGCGGUGCGGGCGGCUUCGGCGGCGCCCCGGUGUCCUCGCCCGGCGUCGGCAGCGUCUCGCGCAAGCUGUUUGUGACGGAGUCAGCCGCGGCCUCGGCAAGCGCGGCGGAGCUGGCGGCGGCGUCCGCGGCGGCGGCAGCCAGUGCCGCGCUGGCGGGCUGCAGCACUCCGCGGCGGGGCCCUGCGGCCGCGUCGGCAGAGGCGGCGGCGGGCGGCGUUGACCCGCUGGCGGCGGUGCUGUCGGGCAUGCGCGUGCAGGUGGCGUCGCCCGUGCCGCCGCAGCCGCGCACGUUGCAGUUGCAGCACCUACAGGCGAUGCCUGUGCACCAGGCGCCACAGCAGCAGCCGGCGUCGCCUCGCGUGGCGUUGACCUCCUCGGUGCCGUCGCACAUCGUCGGUGCUGCUGGCUUGACCAGCGGCAACGUCAACGCCAGCGGCAGUGGAGUCAGCAUCGGCGCCAGCAGCAGCAGCAGCAGCAGCAGCUCGCCGUCGCAACGCCGCGCCGCGGGCCGCUCCCUGUCAAGCCCGCUGCUGCAGACCGCGCUGCUGCAGCAGGCGCGCAAGACGUCCUCCACCGGCAUGGCUCACCCGCCGCCGCAGCCCCAGCAGCCGCCACUGCCACAGCAGCCGCCACUGCUGCUGCUGCUGCAGCAAGCGCAGCACAGCCUCCCGCCGGCAGUGCCAGCCUCGCCGCGCGCGCCGCAGCCACAGCAGCAACACGCUGGCUCGCCGCACCGCUCGCCGGCUGCUCAGCCGCCGCCGCAUGUCGCCGACCCCGCGCGCGCCUCGCUGACUAUCAUCUCCCCGGUGGAGCCGCUGUCCGACUCGCCGCCGUUGGCGCGGCUGCCGCCCGUUGCUGCGCUGCCGACGCUGCCGAUCCUGCCGGUGCUGCCGGCGCUGGCGCCGCUGCCGCCUGCCUCGCCGAGGUGCGCCACCAUCCCGCCGCCGGCGUCGCACUCGGCGCCGCGGCCGUCGGUGAGCAUCAUUUCGCCGGUCGCGCCUGCCGAAGAGGCUGCCGCCAAUGUCAUCGCGGCCGCCAUCAACGGCAACCGCACGCGCGUCAGCGGCUCCAUCCCGCCGCUGCCCCUGCUGCCACCCCUGCCGCCGUUGCCGCCCUCGUCGCGCGCCUCGAACACGGGCGGCGCGCCUCUCCCCGUGGCUGCAGAAGCCGCUGCUCCCGCGGCUGCUGCCCUUGCAGCUUCCGUGCGUGCCUCGGAGAAUGCCGCGUGCGACAGCCCCCGCCGCGCGGCCGGCCGCAGCGCCAGCUGCACCAGCAUCUUCGGUGGCGCUCUGCUUGGCGGCGUGACACCCAUUGCCGCCCCGGCGCCUGGUGCUGCCACCCACCUGAUGACCACCACCGCCGGCACUGUCCCCGCCUCCGCCAAAAGCAGUGUGUACAGCACCCCACAGCGCGCCGCCGCCCCCGCUGCAGCCGCAGCCGGCCAGGAGCCGCUAAGCCCUGGCGCGCCGCAUUCGGUGCGGCGGCGGCUGUUCCGCCCAAGCGCGCCGCAGCUUGCGCUGCUUGGCGGUGCCGAGCCCAACGCGGCGCAGCCCAGCAGCCCGCUGCUGCCGGUGCCCGGCAGCGUGCCCCUGCCUGGAAUGCCGUGUGCAGCGGCGCAGACGGCGGCGGUGGCGGCGGUGGCGUCACUGGAGCGGCAAUUCGAGGUGGCAGAGGUGCUGCUGGGCGAGCUGCCGCUGGAGACGCGCGUGCUAACGCCGACAGCCGUGCCCGACGUCGCUGCUGCUGCCGCCGUCGCACCCGAGGCUGUUGUGGCUGCCGCGGUCGGCGGCUUCUUCUCUGCAGCCGCAGCUGCUCACAGCCCGCGCGUGAGCUUGCCCGCAACACAGCUGCCUCAGCCGCUGGUGGCGGCGGCGCCCGCCAUGCCCGCUAUGCUCGGCUCGUUCGAGCAGCGCCCCGGCACUGCGCCGCCGAACAUGCACGCAUCGGCGGCGCCGCUGUCGCCGCGCGCGGCGUCGCAGCACCACCAACACAACCACGAUGCUGCCCGCUUCGCAGCUGGCAGCAGCAACAGCCAGGCGUCGAGUAUUGGCACUGGCGCGGGCAGCUUUGGCGGCGCCGCUGGUGCUGCUUCCAGCGGCUUUGGGCAGCAUACGCACGUCGGCAGUCGCUUCGGCAGCGGCAGCACUGCCCCCGGCGGCAGCAAGCCCGGCUCGGGUGCUGCCGCUACUUCGGCCGCUGCAGCCGGCGCGGGCGACCCGGAUCAGGGCCAACAGCGUCUGGGCUCUCACAACAGCGCUGGGCCGGCUUCCGCAGCGGCCGCAGCAGCCACCGCCGCAGCCAGCAGGGCUCUAGACAUGGGGCCCAAGAAGCAGUCCUCGGCGCCUCCGCCCGCCAGCCGCCAGCAGGCGGCGCACGGCUCCUUUGGGGCGCACAGCGCUACGUCUCAGCAGCCGGCAGGCGCUGCGUACAACGGUGCCGGUGGCGCCGGCGCAGCCGAGGCCGCGUCGCCAUGCAUCGGCCUGGCGGGCGGCGCCGGCCGCGGCCGGGCCAUGGGCAGCAACGCCAGCAGCGCCGCCUGCUCGCCUGCGGGCGGCGACAUGAGCAGCGGCGGUGCGCCGCCGGGUCUGGAGCGCGUCACGCAGCCCGGCAUGAGGUAUGCGGACCAGUACCUUAUCCCCGCCUGCCAGCUGCCGUGCGGCCCGCGCGCCGGCCCGGCGGUGUGGGUGGUGGGCUGCGAGGACGAGCUGGUGGCGGCGCUGAGCCAGCUGCUGAGGGACCCGCUGGAGAGGCGCUCACGAGGCCGGGCCGCAGCGCAGGGUGCGGCCAAGCUGGCGUCCAACCUGGUGGGCACGGUGUGGGCGGUGCUGGAUGAUAUGGCCAUCACACCCGCCCUGCACAACUACUGCACCGGUGGGGCCGACGCCGACGCCGCCGAGUAAGGAGAGGUCCGAGGAGUUCCUGCUGCACGCCGUAAUUUGCGGGCGCUGGGCGUCAAUGGCGACACCCGGUGGCUGAUUGAUUGAAGAGUAUUUACGUCACCGGAACUCGGAACCACCACGGAGCAUGUAAUUUAGUACUAGUUCUUUUCUGUUUGCGCUCGGCGAACGCCGAGGGGGGCAAGUGAGACGUAUUGCCUGGCUAAGAAAGCGCUUGGUAGACCUGUGCCUCGCCCUUCUGCAAGCGCGCCGGCGGGCAUUGCUGCAGAGACGCCCUCGCAGCUAAGACAUCCAAGCGCUGCAAUCUAUUAUUCUUAGGACAUUGGGUAGUGGUUGAGAUUGAGCCAUUGGCACGUGGUACCGGUAGGACACUGCAUUGUCACCAUCAGCCACACCUCCUUGUGGUGAUUCAGGCCGUAUUGAGGCAUAGAUUCUAGGCCUGCAGAGUGUGCGGGUCAUUAGUCAUGAAUGCAUGCGACUUGCACCCACCACCGCCCUGGAAAAAAAGAAGACCGCACCAAUCCUUUCUGGUGACGUAAGGAGUAAGGCCCGCAGGCUUUUUAGCCUCACUGCGGUAUUCAUUGGCGGACAAUUAGCGGUUGGUACUGGAGAUGGCGAUCAUGUGUUAGGGGCCACAGCGAAUGCUGGUUGGCGGAACGCGCGCCGCAGGACUUUCGUGUUUGUCGUUGCAUGCGUAAUGAGAUCUACACAGACGUCUAACCUCCGCUCAGGACUGCUGCUCUGGUGUGUGCAGUGCUUGCGGCUGGCUGCAUGGGGUGAGUGGCAGGGUGGAAAGUUAGAGUGGGUGUGUAAUGGCCCCUGGCUGCGAAUCAGAGACACCAGCAGGCAUUACUACUUCCUAAUACGGUACUUAAUGGUCGAGGCUGCGGACCAGACGCCGAGACGAAGGGCGGACGCGGUCCCGAAGUACAGGGCAUGCGCGUCAGGAAGUAUGAGCUGGUUGUACAGAGUUGUUAUUUAUUGAUUUCGAGGGGGUGAAAGCACCGGCAUGCGGCACAACCAAGAAUGCGCGGCUGUCGUUGCUUGCGGCUAGGCACGCGCUGCCUAUUUUGGUGUCCCGUGUGGCCAGGGCUUGGACUUUCAGCCCCUGUGCAGGACUAGCAGUUCAUUAUAUAAGUGUGGGCCCCUGCGACAGGGUACGACGGCGUCGAAAGGGAUCCGCGGUGUGCUGGAUGGGCAUCGAGAAGCAUACGGUAUGGAGCCCCUGGAAUCCAUGCUGCAGGUUCGCAGCAGAAUGGAUGGAACGGAAAUAAGGUCUUUUGGGUGCUCUGGGCUAAUGACAGCGUAAUUGAUGCGCAGCAGGAGGACGGGCGCAGGAUUUGCAGGUUCUUGGGCAAAGAAUUGGACGUUGAGAGGGGCAACCAGUCAUUAUCCCCUGUGAAGGAUGAUGCAAGUUGGUGCAGUUUCAUCCGCAGUUCUGCAUGCAAAGCGUGUUCGUCGAGGUUGUUGGCCGUCAGAUGUUGGUGCAUUCAAAGCUGCCCGGUCGUGCCCGGCUAAGCUGUAGGCGGGCUGCUGGUUUGGCUCGCGCAUAUCGGUGUCAUGAAUCCGUUACUGGAGAACAUAUGCGAGCAGGCAUGUAAAUCCCACACUGU
Chlamydomonas reinhardtii is the source of this 16154-nucleotide messenger RNA. RefSeq lists its product as uncharacterized. The coding region runs from base 130 to 14544 and encodes 4804 amino acids. The record is from RefSeq and is a predicted model, not a curated record. Gene Ontology annotation, biological process: lipid A biosynthetic process. The transcript has 14 exons. Gene Ontology annotation, molecular function: transferase activity. Gene Ontology annotation, cellular component: plasma membrane. Lineage: Eukaryota; Viridiplantae; Chlorophyta; Chlorophyceae; Chlamydomonadales; Chlamydomonadaceae.